UUCGGCUUGACCUUUCAGUUCCUGGCGGAGCACAAGCUGCUGGGCCAGGUCAAGAACGUGGCCAAGACGGCCAGCAAGGAGCAGCUGAUCGCCGCCUACGACCAGCUCUUCGACACCCAGAGCUUCAAGGGCACAGAGACCCCAGAGGAUGUGGCGGGACAGGUGAAAAAUGUCAAGCUUGAGGAGGAAGCCAAGCCCAAAGAGACAAAACCAGAGGAAACAGUUGAGGAGGGCCCCCCCAAAUACACCAAGUCCGUGAUGAAAAAGGGCGACAAGGUCAAUUUCCCCAAGAAGGGAGACACCGUCCACUGCUGGUACACAGGGAAGCUGCAGGAUGGGACCGUCUUUGAUACCAACAUUCAGACCAGUAGCAAGAAAAAGAAAGCCUCCAAGCCGCUGAGCUUCAAAGUCGGUGUUGGAAAAGUGAUCCGGGGCUGGGAUGAAGCCCUGCUGACCAUGAGCAAAGGGGAGAAGGCGCAUUUGGAGAUUGAACCGGAGUGGGCGUACGGGAAGAAAGGACAACCCGAGGCCAAGAUUCCACCAAAUGCAAAACUUUUCUUUGAAGUCGAACUGGUGGAUAUCGAAUGAUGGACUGUGCUCAUCCUGGAUGACGCUGAAGACCUGGGAUGCCGGGAAAUGUGAACGCGGCCUUUUGAAAAGUGUGUGUGUGGGGGCUGGCUGGCUUUUACUUCCAUUGUUAUACAGCACCAAUGUAACUAAAGACCGGUUUCUAUA
Molecule: messenger RNA, 735 nt
Organism: Pogona vitticeps (central bearded dragon)
Lineage: Eukaryota; Metazoa; Chordata; Lepidosauria; Squamata; Agamidae
Source: RefSeq, a predicted model, not a curated record